AUGGCGAUCAGCCCCACCCAGAGCACUACGGCUCCAAGGACACCAUCUUCAAACCCCAUAAUGACCAGGCCUACUGUGCUGGGCCUGCUGGGUUCUCUGACCAGCCACAGCCUGCCCACCUGCCUGGUCUGCAUGUGCCUUGGUUCUUCUGUGUACUUCGACAGUGCCAACCUAGAGUACAUCCCUCCUCUUCCCCACACCUACCUCUGUGCCCACUUCAACCACAUCAGCCAUCUCAGGGCUGGAGACUUCAGAGAGCUGACAAAACUGAAGAGGAUUGACCUCUCUAGCAACUUCAUCUUCUCCAUCAAUGAUGAUGUCCCACUUGUGUUUGCCCUACAGGACCUGAUCCUCCUUGAGAACCAGCUGGUGGCUCUGCCCACACUGCCCAGUGGCACUGAGUUCCUGGAUACCCACCUGAAUCAGUUCUGGAGCUCAGGGAUACAGACUGAAGCCUUCUGGGAGUCAGGGCCUCCAGCUCUAUGUGCCUCAGUUGCUCCAGUUACACAAGGGGAUGCAGAGCUGGUGAGGAGAGCUGAUGGCAGCUCAUGGCUUCAGUGCUGCCUGAGUGCAGACCCUCUAGGUGGGGGCUGGGCAGUGUCUCCUGUCCAGAAUAACAAGAUGGAGGCCACGCAGAGAGACACCUGUGAUGUUGGGGAACACGGGCACAUCCAGAAGGCGCUGGAAGAGGACAGCAAUCCCAUCAACCUCAACUUCUUUUCCAGCGCCUACUUCUGCCUGCCUCAGCUUCCCACAGGCCACUUCACCUAG
This is a messenger RNA of Trichechus manatus latirostris (Florida manatee), 771 nucleotides long. It is a transcript of the gene OPTC, whose product is annotated as opticin. Lineage: Eukaryota; Metazoa; Chordata; Mammalia; Sirenia; Trichechidae. Gene Ontology annotation, biological process: articular cartilage development; collagen fibril organization; bone development. Gene Ontology annotation, cellular component: extracellular matrix. The record is from RefSeq and is a predicted model, not a curated record.